AUGUCGGAGAGUGUGCACAAACACUCCGCUUCGGAGGAUGGACAUGUCGUUGAAGAAUCCAGCAAGGUGGAUGUUGGGAAGCAACUCCAUCACCCCAAGAAUUGGUUGAACCUUCGCGUCAUAGUGAAUGCCGUCAUCAUCGGCUUGUCUCUGGGCCUAUAUGGCUACGACAACGUCUUCGUCGGCCCACUGGUAACGCUCCCUUUAUUUGUUCUCAAGUGUCAAGGCCCGGGCGUGGAUGGACUCCCUGUGUUUGACGCUCGAAACUUAACCUUGAUGGUCACGGUGCCUCUAGUGGGUGCAGCAUUGGGCUCUUUCGGAGUAGUUCCAAUCCAAGGUCCUAUUGGGCGCAAAGGUGCAUUCCUCGCCGCAUACGGCUUUCUGUUUGAGAAUGUUGAGCUCACGCGUGGGCAGGUCGGGCAUGGAAUUGUAAAUCAAAUGCUCUUGGUUCAGGCUCAGGAUGGGAUGACUAACAUACUAGAAGAUUUCGGGAUCAGUAUACUGACCAACGUUGCCCCAAUUUGGCUGUCUGAACUGAUGCCUGCACAUGUUCGCGGUCGCUCUGUCGGAUUUGCGGUAGCUGGGAUCGGAAUUGUUGGUGUUAUGGCUGCCGUCAUCGUCUGGGGCACGGAGCAAAUCUCAGACGAGAGACAGUAUCAAAUUCCACUGGCCAUUCAGGCAGGAGUACCCUGUGUUCUCUGCCUACUGACACUGCUCGCUUCCGAAUCCCCAGUGUGGCUGCUUUCAAAAGACCGAAACGAGCUGGCAAGGAAGAACAUGUUGUCUCUCCGAAAUCACAAUGUUCAAGUCACUGACGCCGAGCUCGCGCUUCAGUCCAUCGCUCUCAAGCAAAAAGAUGAAGCACGUGCCACGACGCGAUGGAUGGACAUCUUGAACAAGCAUAACUUCGAACGCACGCUUAUGAGCGGCUACCCCACUAGUGCUGGUCAGGCGAGCGGAGCAGCCCUGGUUGGCACAUACGGAACCGUUCUUUUGGUCGAGGCCGGCAUUACGAAUGCCUACGAAGUUACGAUCAUUGUCACGGUCGUGCAGUUUGUAGGCUCUUGUGUGGCUCCGUAUCUCUAUGAUCGGCUUGGCCGCCGACCUGUUGCACUGAGCGUUUACGCACUGAUAACGAUUCUCUCCGCCGUUCUUGGAGGACUUGCAUAUACCGAUCUCCUUGAAACCUCACAACGGAACGCUUUUGCUGCACUGACGAUCAUUCUUGCGUUCGUCAACGCCAUCACCAGCGCGCUGGGGUUCCUCGUAGCGACGGAGGUUCCCACAGCAUCGCUGCGAGAGCCCACCAUGACCUGGGCCACCUUUUGGGGCUAUGUGACCUCUGUCUGCACGACAUUCAUCAUUCCACAAAUCAUCAGCGCCGGCGCUGGAGACCUCGGUCCCAAGGCUUACUUGAUAUUCAUGGGCACCACUAUCGUCAUCGAAGGUAUCCUGUACUUCUUCCUACCGGAACGGCGAACCGGACAUUGGCUGAGAUCGACGAGCUAUACGAAACGAAACUUCCGAAGAGGAAGUGGUCGGGCUAUGAAUGCGAUGUCGUGAAUUAUGAAGCGGCGAGGCAGAGUGAAGACGUUGAGCAUGGAGCUUGAGUUAGGGGAUUGUCUUAUCUCUUGAAGAGGACGUAAAAUGAUUCAAUCGAUCUGAGCAUAUUCUCAUUUCACUCCUCAUCUCGGAAGCGGACGUGAGACUAUGCAUGCGCUCGCCUCAAAGCUUCUUCAUAGUCCUAUGAGUCAUCAAGAACCAAGACGGAGGAGCGUUCUGCAGGUGGAAGGGCUCGUGCAAUCGGGUAUGAAUGGAUAUUCACAGACGAGUAAUGUGAAACAGACCCUGCUCAUUUCAAAACCAAACCAAAUUAGUAAUGUCCUAUAUUCUGAUGAAAUGUAUGUGUCAAACACAAGACUGCUGCGCUCAUGCAGUGCGUCCAUGCUAGAAAUACAGCGGCGCACAUCACUUACCUAUUUAGUACAUCCAUCCUCAAUUAGAUAAUUUGCAAGUGCUUCUUACGUAGGCACUAGAGGCCGAGAAGGGAAGCCAACGCGCCUUGGAACUGGACGUCCUCCUCCACGCGCAUGUCCAUGGACAUGGACAUUCCGGGUUGUAUGCACCAGCCGCUCUCUCUACUUGUACCCGCAUUCAGAGGCAUGCUAUGGUGGCUUUGAGCAUGCAUGUGUUCUCGUGGAUGCUGGGAGAACGCCAUUCCGCUUAGGCCUCCCAGAGCUCCCAGCCCGUUCAGCUCAACUCCAAGGGGCAUGCCCUGCAGUAAUAGCGGCAUUUGUGUCUGAAUAUGCGACUGAGGGUGAAGGGCAUUCCAACGGUUGAGUAUGGAGUCAUGCCACGACGUAGAAGGUGCGUCAAGUGUGACACUGACGGGCGGAGAAAAGUUCGACAGUUGCGGAGGCGCGGGAAGUUGGGAGGGCAAGUGCACGUUACGCACAGGAACGGCUGGCGUUGCUUGAAAAGAUGUAACGAUAGGCGAUGGAGCAAGCGACUGAUGUUGUUGCGCCUGCGCCGGCGCCUGGGGAUGUGUGACAGGUGAAACAAGAUCGACCUGCUCAAGUGUCGACGUAGCUUCUGUUGAUGCUGCGGUUGGCGCGGUGGCUACACUGGUUGCCGUCAUAUCAUAUGUGUCUUGUUGCUGUUGCUGAUGGUCUUCAGGAAAAUAACUGAAGCUUGAACUUCCCACUGGCGAUUCCUCCCCAGGUCGAACGGAUAUUUCAGAAUUAUCAUCGUUGGCGUGUGGGAGUGGCAGAGGUUGGAUGCCAAGCGGCACAUCCCCGAAGAAUUUGGCAAGACAGCCAUUUAACAUCGGAAGAUAGUUUCUUUCCAUAUCAUUAUCCGCAACAGCCACAAUCAAAUCCCGGAGCACCGAGUCGAACAUGCCAGACCCCGAUUCACCAAUUUGGUUUGAGAGGUUCCAUAUGGUCCUUGUGAUGGCGGUGACUUUCCCCAAGCCAACAAUCCGCAGCUGACCCGGAGGAAGCUGGCCGACCGACUCAAGGACGUUGGCGCCCAUUUGCUGUAGGAUCAUCGCUAGGCCGGUUAUUGCGAGCGGAUUCGUCUGGCAGCUGUCGAACAGGGAUGGAAGGCGUGAGGCGAGCAUCCACUGCCGAGUGAUGGCGACAUCCGCGUUCUGCGUUGGAUACACAGGGCCACGACCAUCGCGAUCGCGAAAAAAGAUGCUGGGAAUGAGGUUGCUCGAACCUGUGCCUGAAGGCCAGGCUGCGGGGGAUGCACCGAUGGCGAUGAUUUCGUUGACGUCCGUCGCUGCGUGCAGCUGAGUCAUCAGCACGAGAAGGUCCACAGCCUCGCGGUCGAGGCGCUCCAUGUCCUCUUUCUCCAUGAUUCCUGGGCGCAGAAGGUCCGGGAGCUGGUGGCUUUCACAACUAUUGACAGGGAGUCGUAGCGCCUCGGCCGAAUGAACGAUAUUCGCUGGGCGACGAGCGAGCCGUCGUUUAUUAGCACCACCGUAGAUGCUCACGCUAGCGUUCUCCGUCACGAAGACCACAUAUUCGAUACGGAUGCGCCGGAUGCGCUCUGCCUCUGCCUCAUGUUUUGCCAUCCUGCCAAGGUCGGGCUUGCUGGGCUCCACGUUAUCGAGCAAAUCGAUAGCUUCCGUUAGGUAAUGGAAAGCGUGCUUAUGC
Messenger RNA from Dacryopinax primogenitus, 3662 nucleotides. Its product is annotated as MFS general substrate transporter. Gene Ontology annotation, molecular function: carbohydrate:proton symporter activity. The coding region runs from base 1 to 1563 and encodes 520 amino acids. NCBI's taxonomy places the organism in Eukaryota, Fungi, Basidiomycota, Dacrymycetes, Dacrymycetales, Dacrymycetaceae. The transcript is spliced from 14 exons. Gene Ontology annotation, biological process: transmembrane transport; carbohydrate transport. Gene Ontology annotation, cellular component: membrane. The record is from RefSeq and is a predicted model, not a curated record.